Messenger RNA from Corvus hawaiiensis (hawaiian crow), 5461 nucleotides. RefSeq names its product zinc finger protein 845-like. The record is from RefSeq and is a predicted model, not a curated record. Lineage: Eukaryota; Metazoa; Chordata; Aves; Passeriformes; Corvidae. Gene Ontology annotation, biological process: regulation of DNA-templated transcription. Bases 54 to 3392 code for a protein of 1112 amino acids. The transcript has 3 exons. Gene Ontology annotation, molecular function: RNA polymerase II cis-regulatory region sequence-specific DNA binding; DNA-binding transcription factor activity, RNA polymerase II-specific.
AGGCGCGCAGGGCCGCUGGUUCGAGUCCGGAGCGGGGACGGACGGGUCGGGAGAUGCCGACGGAGUCGGGAAUGCCGCAGCCGGCCGGGGAGGGAAUCCCGCAGCCGGCCGCAGACAGCGAGCCGGAGGUGUUUGAGACUGUGCUGCCAAUCACUGUCUUUGUGCUGAGCGAUGAAGAUUUUCUCCAGGAUGAUGAUAAGAACCCGGAAAUGUCCAUUCCCGAGGUGGAGCAGGAGUUUAAAUUAAACAACAGCCUUUGCCUAAAAAAUAAAGUGGAACAUUCAAACGACAGUAGCAGUGUAGGCAAUUGGGAUGCAAACAGGACUGUUUCAAAUGAAGACAAUUGUAUCAAAUACUCUGAGGAUAAAUGUUUUGCUGAGAGUGUGUGUAAUACAUCAAAAUUAUCUUCAAGUGAUGGAUGUGAUGCAGGCACGGAUAAAUACGGUCAAAAUUGCAUGUUACCUACAUCAUCUUGCAAAACAGAGCUUCCAGAGGUCAUCAAAUACAGCGAUGGAGAAUAUUGUGGUGGUAAUGAUGGCUUUCAGAAGAUUCCUCCUCUCCUGUCCUCUGCUGGCAGUGACAGAGCUGACACUGUCGAGACGAGCAGAUCAUGUACGUUGGUAGUGGUACCCAAACAUGAAGAGGAACCUGUCAAUGUUGCAGCUGUUCCUUUUGAUGGCUCUCCACAGAAACAACCAGAAAUCCACAAGGAAUUUGAGAUAAUUGUUAAAAUGGAAGAUCCUGAUGCCCCAAAGAAUGGAGAUAAUGAAAUUGAUAACAGGAAAAUAAGCAAAUUUGAAGAUGAAACUCUGAGUUCUCUUUCAGAACACGGCUUGAAAGAAGAGAAAUUUACCUAUAAUUGUUCUGAUCCAUUUCUUAAUGGAUGUUCUCCUACUUUUAAAGAACUUCUAGAAGAUGUAGGGAAACCUGAGAUGAAUGCUUUCACUUCUGCUGAAUCAAAUACUACUGGAGAGCAUAUUUACAAGAUGUUAACACCAUUCCCUAAGAAAAGAUACCAGCAACAAAAAGUUGUUUCUUCUCAUGCAAGCCUAAAAGAGUUCCAGAGCCAGCAAGAAGGUUUAACGUGGCUGAAUGAUAGUGUGACCAUCACACCUCUUCCUAAAACAUCUUCUUCUACAAAGGAGAAUGAAAGAUGGAGUUUCAAGUGCAGGUUUUGUAGUUCUGUGUAUAAAUGCAGUGUGCACCUGAAGAAACAUAUUUAUUCAGCUCAUAAAGAUAAAAGAAUACAUAAGUGCUGCUUUUGUAAAAGAACUUUUUUCUUUUCUUUCAAUCUUAAGAAUCACCUUAAAUUUCAUAAGAAGAUUGCUAGGUUGCAAAAGGCAAGAAAAAAUAGAAUAAAUGCAAGAAAAGGGAGGCAGAAAGGAUCUGAAGAACAAGAAUCUGAGACCAAGAAAAAAGAAAGUAAAUACAAGAAAUUUUUCAUUAAAAUUGAAAGGGACUGUACACGUCUGGAUGUGCCAGUUAGCUUUACCUGCAGAAUUUGUUUCUUUGCUUCAUCAAAUCCUAGGAGUUUUAUUCAUCACAUGAAGGGACACAAGGAGAGACCACCUUACCAGUGUCCUCAGUGUGAUUACUCCUGCAGCAGCUUAUCCUACCUGUUAAAUCACAUGUACUGGCAUGCUGGCUACAAGCUCUACCAGUGCAGGUUCUGCACCUUUUUUUCAUUGUAUUUUGCAAGCAUGGUGAGGCACAGCCAUGUCCACACAGGGGAUAAACCAUAUUCCUGUGAGCUCUGCCAGGCAGCAUUCACCAGCACCUCAGGGUUGGAGAGACACAGGAGGAUACAUGCAGGGACAGAAACAUGCCAAGGACAGCAACCCAACUGCCUGAGUGGGAGAAAGAGAACUGAAAGACCUCUAAAGAACUACACAUGUGAUGAAUGUAACCUGGUAUUCUACACUAAAGGACAUCUCAGCUUUCACAAGAAAUUUCAUGAACAGUUAAAGGCUAAUGGUUAUACAAGUCAGAGCAAUAAGUACUGUAAAAGCAAAAUAUGCAAAGCUGAUAGUGAUUCUCAGGGCCACGUUUCUCACUCUCUUUUUGGUAGAGAAAAUGAUUGUGUGGGUGGGGGAAUCCUGGAUUCAGAAGUAGAGUUUGAGCAAGGAGGUGAUGUGUGGGUCAAUAAGAAAAUACGCCCUGGAAAGAAAUUCCUUGAAAACAGCCAUGGAAGCAACAGCCUGGCUGUUACAGGGAAUAGAUCAGAAGUUCCUCGGACUUCUUACCAAAUGGAUGCUGCCACUUACAAAGAGGAACCUUUCUUCAAAUCAGAAGCCUCUCAAGGCUUCUCUGCCAGAGAUGUGCAAGAUGAUCAUUCAUAUCAUAACUUUGUGGAAAACUUGGAUGCAUGUCCUUCCAGUUUAAAUCCAUUCCAAACAUACAGGUGCCAGCACUGCAGUUAUGUUACUGCUGUUCCUAACAACUUCAGGCUGCACUUAAAGUUACAUACAGAUGAAAGACCAUUUGUGUGUAAAGAGUGCAAUGAGGCAUUUAAAACUUCAAACCAUUUGCAGAAACACAGCCUUCUUCAUGUGAAAAAUGGACAGGAGUUUGGAAGUUGCCUCUUUGUUGAGAGGUGUUUAGAGAAUCUUGAAUUGCAUCGUGAAAUCCACGGAGGCACAUAUCCAGAAAGGGAUUUUGAUUCCUGCAGAGGCUCAAACAGCUCCUUGCUUGGUUCAGAAGUCUGUGGAGUUCAGCGAGGUGUUCAGAGGGGCACAGCAAACGAUGUGCAAGCACAAAUUCAGCCACCAUUCUAUCAGUGUGCAGAGUGCAACUACGCUACUAGCAUUUUAAGCAACCUGGAACUCCACAUCAGAACUCACACAGGUGAGAAGCCCUACAGCUGCACCAUUUGUCAGAAGAAGUUCCGUACUUCCAGUCACCUGAAAAGGCACAGACUCACACAUUUGAACACGGGGCAUUUCAAGUGCACAGGCUGUGACUACUCAACCAACAAAUGGCUGUCCUUGAAACGGCACCUGGCUUCACACACUGGGGAGGGAAGCACCUCUCCUGGCUGCUUCUAUGAGCACAAGGAGCUGCCUGUCAAGACAUACAGGUGUGAGGAGUGUGGCUAUUGCACAGCCCACAACGGGAACCUGAAGCUCCACCUGAGGAUCCACACGGGAGAGAAGCCGUUCCAGUGCGGGCAGUGCUCCCUGGCCUUCCGCACCUCCAGCCACCUCAAGCGCCACUUGCUGACUCACCUCAAGCUGCAGUGCAGGAAGUGCAGAUACUCCACGGUGGAUAAACACGCUUUCCAAAAGCACAUAAAAACGCACAAAAAGAAGUAUAAGUGUGCAAAGUGUAAUGUGGUGCUGCCCACCAAAAAACUGCUGGAGAAGCAUAAGCGGCAGCACGAGGUUGGAAUGUGAGGUUGAGAAUUGGAAGUUGGUGCUUGGUUCUGGAGGGGUUUGCAUGUCCUGACGUUCUUCAUGACUUUACGUUCCUUUACUGUGCCCAGAACGAUGGCUGGUAAUGGAUGCCACCAGCAUUUUGGUCUAGAGAGUAAAACUUGGUUUUGCUGCAGGUGUUUUGCUGCAGGUGUUUCUGAGGACAUCAGUUCUAGCACAGGCUGUGCUGAAGAUCUUGGAGACACUUCUCAUUCUCCUGAGUAACUGCUUCAAUAGAGGUCAGUUAGGAUUUGGCCAGUGUUCAUCUGUGUUUAAACAGUUAUUCUGCACCACUUACUUUCUUGUAAAAAUUUAAUAAGAAAAAAUCUCUUUUCUAACUGAAAGAAUGUUUAAAGGGAGGGAAGGAAAGGCAUGUUAUAUUUUAUAGUAAUAACUUUUCAUAUAAAAAUUACCAGUGUAUUUGGAGGCUUAAUGCUACCUCCCAUCUGCUGAAAGUUGCCUCCUUUACUCCCAGGUGCUUUUGCAAUACUUGUAAGAGAAAAAAAUAGUAUCUCACAAAAUUACAGAAACAAAAUAUGUAUGUCAUCACUGGGUAAUUGUGACAUAAAAAUGUUUUCCAUAUGUCUGUAUGUAUAAGAUACUAAGCAGUUACUUUGUAUGUAGUUUUGAUAAUGUUUUGAGUAGUCUGACGGAAAUGGUAAUGUCCCAAAACAUAUAUUUUAUGAUACUGAGAAUCUUUAAAUCUUGAAUUUUAUGUGAAUGUCCAAUGUUAAUCUAGUAUGAAAUGCCUUACCUUUUCUCAGGUUGGUAGUUACUGUGUUGUUUGUUAAAAUAGAUGACACACUUUUCAAAUAACUUCUGUUAAUAACCUGCCGAUAAUUGUGAAUGCUCUUUAGUUACAUUGAAAAUCUUAGCAGUAUCUGAAACUGCUUAUUUUGUUUAAUAACUUUACUGUUAGUCUAAAAUACCAUGUGUAAGAACUACUGUACUAUGCAGCAGUUGGUGCAGGGUAUGAUGAACCCAGAUAGAUGCUGCUUCCAAUUUAUAUUCAAAUCUAGACAAAUCUUGUGUUUGUUUUACUGUUUCACAGUGCUAGGAACUGUGGUAAGUGGUUUUGGUAAGUGUGUUAUCCCCUUGUGUGAGGAAAGACAACAGCAAAGGGCUGGUGCAAACUGAGCUACAGCUCACUCCAUGGAGCAGCAGAACAAACCUGUGGUUUAAUUUAGAGAAUGUAAAUGUGGAACUCAGUGGUUUUUUUACUGCUCCUGGAUGUGUGCCCUUCUGUAGGAACGCAGAUAAUGUCUUUUAGAGGCUUUCUGGUAUCGUCAGAGACAGGUUGGGAAGGGCUGCCCAGGGAGGGAAUGGAGUUCCCCUCUUUGGCGAUAUUUAAAAGCCAUCUGCAUGUGAUCCUGAAGAAUGAGCUCUGGGUGGCCCUGCCUGAGCAGGGGCUUGUUUUCCGGAACUCCUGUGGCCAUUCUGCCAUUUGGAACACAAUUUUCCAAGAAUGUAUUGAAACUCAUGGAUGUAUUUAAGGCCAGAUCACCAAAGAUAUUCAAGUGAUCCAGUUCUUCACAGCUUCAGUAAAGUCACUUCAGUAAAUAUCUGUGUCUGAACUAUGAUGGUUAGAGGUGGGUGAUUCAGCUCUUGAAGCCACCUGAUCCCAUUGUGAGAAAGAAGGAUGUUAGCCUGUAUGAAGAAAGAAAAGCAUUUCUGGUAAAUAUUAAUGGUUACUCAAGCUUGGAGGAGUUUUUCCCUGCGUUACUGUACAAUUCUGGUAAUUUUUUUGAAAAGAACAGGUACAAAGAGGAAACAAAAAUUAAAGAAUUGUAAGCCUCUAUAUCAGAUGAGACUAGUAAGGCUAAAUAUGAUAGAGAACAGUUGUUUAAAAAUAUGGUGUACAAUGAUGAUGAAGGGAGCCUGGUUUAGAGGGAGAAAUAAACUGCAGUAAAUUUUUGAGUUUGUAAAUACAAGUUUCUUCAAGUUGUAAGUAAGAACAAGAAGGUAUUUUCAGUUGGAGCUUGAUGAUUUUGUAAAAAUAGUUAUUACUGGUCACUGCCUCUAAUAAAAAUAAACAGUUUAAUGACUCCUGA